Messenger RNA from Toxotes jaculatrix (banded archerfish), 3591 nucleotides. Its product is annotated as alpha-N-acetylgalactosaminide alpha-2,6-sialyltransferase 1-like. Bases 58 to 1425 code for a protein of 455 amino acids. Lineage: Eukaryota; Metazoa; Chordata; Actinopteri; Toxotidae. Gene Ontology annotation, molecular function: sialyltransferase activity. The record is from RefSeq and is a predicted model, not a curated record. The transcript is spliced from 9 exons.
CUGGAGGAGAAGCAAGUACUUUUCAUCCUCUAAUUGAACAGCAAAGACUUCUCAGAGAUGGCAGUCCAAGCCUUCAGGAUAUUUUCUUGGCUGUUUUUGAUGUCAAUUAGCAUUAUAGUUUUAAUUUUACUAUGGGAGCAUUUAUUGAAAAGCGCCAGCUUGACUGGUUUCUCGGGAACACACAGAGGUGAAGACGAGUUGCUUGACAGCAACAGUACAAUAUGGGAUUUGAAAGGAAACUCCAUUCUGCCAAAUGGUGUGUCUAUCACCCCACAAGCAAAACCUGCCGCUUUCAUGAAAACAAAACCAGUGACAAAGCAAAAACUGGAUCAAGUGAAAACCUCUACACGUGGAGCUGUGGCUGAGACUCCCAUGCCUAUCCUCCUCAAAAACUCCUUCAAGAGGCGCCCUCAGUGGAGUUUUGAAGAUGUUUAUAACCAGGAUGCCCCACCUAGACAGACUACCUGUGCCCAGUCUCUACGAAACUCUGAAGAUAAGAGCUUCAAGAAGGCUUUCCUUCCCAACAUCCGCCUGUUUCUACACAAAGAAAGCAUCAACAUGAGCGAGUGGAACCGACUUUCACAUUUCAACAAUCCUUUUGGCUUCAUGGAGUACAAGUACAACGAAGUGAUGGCUGCACUGAAGUUGAUCCCAAAGCCAACAGAGCCUCUACUCCUUCCAAAGCCAGGUAGCGAUGGCUGUAUACGCUGUGCUGUGGUGGGAACUGCAGGGAUCCUCAAUGGCUCAAAAAUGGGGAAAGAGAUUGAUUCACACGAUUACAUUUUUCGGAUGAACGGUGCCGUCAUCAGGGGUUACGAGGAGGACGUAGGGAACAAAACAUCGGUGUACGUUCACACAGCCCACUCCAUCACUACAUCGCUGUAUUUGCUCAAGAAAUACGGAUACAAAUCUAUCCCUAAUGAUGAGGGUAUAAAAUAUGUGCUGAUUCCUGAGGGGAUGAGGGAUUACAAUUGGCUCCAGGGUCUUCUCAAAGGAGAAAGGAUCUCUGCUGGCCCCUACCACGACAAGAGGCCAAGGACAUACUAUGCUGGACAGUACAAUGAGAGUCGCUUCUACGUUCUGCACCAGGACUUCCUCAGAUAUGUGCGGAACAGGUUCUUAUUGUCUCCUAAUGUGAAUGCUUCGUUUUGGGCAAUUGUCAGACCAACCAAUGGGGCAUUCGCUCUCUUCCUGGCUCUGCACACCUGUGACAUAGUGAAUGCAUACGGCUUCAUGACUGAGGACUACAAGAAAUACUCCAACUACUAUGUGGAAAAACACGCUAAAACAAAUGUUAUUUUCUACAUCAACCAUGAUUACAUCCUGGAGAUGAAAACAUGGAAAAAACUACAUGACAGUAAAAUAAUUAGACUGUAUCAGCGAUUGGGCUCAGAAACAGGGACAGAAAAGCCGAAGCCACACUGAUGUUCUCAGACUGGAAUGUAGUUUUUUACUGAGAUGUUUUUCUUUAGUACAAUAUAGAUGUUCUAAUAUUUAUUCUGUACUCACUGAUUUAAAUGGGAUGGACAAAAUACUAAUAACACCUGCGCUCAGUACAAGGUAACAGCACCACAAACUAGAGAACCUCAGGGAAAGCAGUUCACCAAAAAAUUAAAUAUUAACCCAUAAAUAUGAAAAUUCUGUAGUAGAUCGUUUAUGACAAUCACUGUUGCACACAAAGCAGCAGGGUAGCAAACAUAGGCCACAGACUGAUAGAUGCCAGUUCCUGCUAACUAAUGUAGAUAACAUAAAACACAGUUAGUUCUUGCAGUGAGUGAGAUUUGAUCUGUGUGUUUACCUCCCUGCAUGCAUGCAGUAAGAGCACUGAAAUGCAGAAGUAAUGUCAGUAUUUAUGAAAUUCCUGCUUUGUCUGUUUGUUCUUGUAGCAGAAGCUAUCUGAUCCAGAAUAAUGUUUAGAUUAGCAUGUAAGAUAACUGCGUGCUGUUUUUAUGGCAUUCUGCCAUUUACCAUCAAUAGUGAUGUUGCUCGCCCACAGUCAGAUUCUUUUCAACAGCUCUUUGGUACAGUUGAAGCCUCACCCAUGAGAAACUCUGUUAAUACUAGAUUUAGUAUUUGCCUGCAUGGGAUCAUGAAAAAAUUCAGAUACAUUUGUAAAACUAUGGACUCUGCCCAUAUUUGCUUCUAUAAGCAUUGUUGCAUUGCACAUUCUGGGAAUGAUGCAAACAUUCAGAUAGCAUACACUGCACAUGUAUGUGUUGCAUUGUUUUUCCACGUACUGUCAGAUUUGUAUAUUUUAGAGUUUGAGUUGUGAUUUUAAAUGGACUGCACAUAAUACCUCCUGUUCAAUGUUUGUCAUUCAAAUAUUAUGAUGUGUAAUAUGUUUAAUUAGUCAUCAGGUUACCAGUAGUACUCAUGAAAGUAGCUAUGAAGUUGGUAGGGUGCAAAAGAAGUGUUGUUUAGCAAAGGAAGGGUUUCAACGAUCACUUAAUUUUGUGGUUUUGCAAUCAUUACUGAGCUGUACUUGGAAAGUAGGUGCAGUUGGUGCCAGGGCAUUAAAAAAAAGUUUAUGAAGAAGCCAUGUAACACUGUUUGUUUAAGUAAUAGAAAUAAUAACAAUGUACAAAGCAUGGUAUAUAAGACAACAGCUGCACAAACAAGGUGCUGUGAUAAUGUAACAAUCUGAUUGUGAUAAUUUAAAAAAAAAAUGUAAUCAUCAUAAUGUUUUUUAUUUUAAUAAUUACCAUAGAAAUAAUUUUACCAUCCACUAGAAAACAGAGGGAAGAACCAAACUGCGGUGACUGCAAUGUGGCUAGUCAUGGCUAGCUAGUGUGAUAGUCAAAUAUUUCCUGUUUAGGUGGCAGUGUACACACAUAAGAAAAAUAUUCCUCUGAAGAAGAGUCUUGGACAGAUAUAUUAUUAGAUAUAUAGUUUCUACACAUUACUGUCCAAUAAUGUUUACAUGAAGUAAAUCUCAUGUUAGCAGAACCUCGACUUUUAACUUUGAUUUGAAUGAGCACACAUCAUUGUCUUCGUGAUGAUUCAGUCCCUUUGUUGACCAGGUGUUCCAGCUGAUACCAGUUUUACAAGAUGUUUUUCUUUUUUUGUCCACUCUCUGUCCCUACGUGGACAUAUUUAUGUUUUUGUUAUUUCUCUCCAGGGUUUGAUUAGUUUGGUGAUGGGGGACCAGGUUAGACUAGUUUUUGUUUGUGCUGUUGACAGUAUUCAUGAGUCAUGGACAGUACAUGUUUGUGUAACGAUGGGUUCCCUGACAAGGAGCAGGGCUCCCAAAACCUGUUUGUCUGAGGUAAUAUUUGGUUUAUUCAGUGUGUUGGGAGUGGUUUUAUGGAUUACUUGUGUUUCAGUGCUUAUUUUUUUGAUUUAGUGAGUCACUCAUGAAACAACCGAUAUAACCUAGCUACACACAGAGCUACACAAUAGUGGUACUAUAAGGCAGAUAAUAUGCUUUUUAAACAAAUGAGGCUGUAUAAGAUUCUUUUCAUUUUUAUGAAUCUGAUGAUUUCUUGAUUAAUCCAUUAUUCAUUCCGCCGGUAAAAUGUUAUGGAUAUUUUUAAAUGUCUUCCAAUAUUUCUUCUGUCACAGGUCUGGUUUCAGGGUAAACAGAGAAAACAC